ACACGACAAGACCAUAACCUGGCGGGAUUUCGGCCGGUGCAAUCCCCGAAUUGUUGUUGCUCGUCGGUUUAUAAUUUCAACAGUGAUAAACAUUCGUUAAGAGAAGAGGAAUAAAACACUCGUCAAGAUGACGAUUGGAAAAAACAACAAAAUGCUCCAGCACAUAAACUACCGCGUGAGGAUAAUUCUGCAGGACAGCAGGACCUUCAUCGGUACAUUCAAGGCCUUCGACAAGCACAUGAACCUGAUCCUCGGGGACUGCGAAGAGUUCUGCAAAGUCAAGCCCAAGAACACAAAACAGCCGGAGAAGGAGAAGAAGAGAGUCCUGGGUUUUGUCCUGCUGAGGGGUGAGAACAUUGUCUCGUUGACUGUGGAGGGGCCACCACCACCGGAGGAGGGCCUCCCACGGGUUCCAAUUCCCGGAGCAGCCCCAGGACCUGGGAUGGGUCGUGCAGCUGGCAGGGGCAUGCCAGCCAACGUCGCUGGAGUGCCUGCGGGACUCCAGGGGCCAGUCAGGGGCGUUGGAGGACCCUCCCAGCAGAUUAUGACACCUGCUGGAAGGGGACAGGUGUCUGCACCACCUCAGAUGCACCCUGGAGCUCCUCCAAGAAUGCCUGUCAGUGGACCACCACCUGGAAUGAUGGGACCACCUCCUGGAAUGAUGGGAAUGCCACCGGGAAUGCCACCAAUGGGACGUGGGGGGCCUCCAAUGGGACCCCCUGGCAUGAGAGGACCCCCUCCAGGAAUGAUGCGUGGAGGACCACCACCUCGUCCAUACUAAUCAGCGUAAAGCCUCAUUCCUAAUAACAUAAUAGACGAUUAAAUGAGUAAAAAGAAAAACAAGAAAUUUUCUCACAUUGAUAAUAACGAGAUACACGAUAAGAAAUAAAAAAUACUGAGUUUGCAGUAAGUGGAGGUCUCCUCUUAUUUAUUGGAAUACUCUCACGUAUUUAUCAUUCUUUAAAUAAAUAAUUGCCUUAGUCAUUAUUCGGAGGAAUCAAUUUUUAGACGUUUUUUUCAAUUUAUGGGAAUUUUGUCUCCUUUUAUUGAUCAAUUUUGUGUUUUGAUUAAGUAUUUAGUUCGUGUACCAAAUCAUGAAUUAAUUCAUCAAUAAAUUGUCAAUCAAUUCAUUAA
Diachasma alloeum is the source of this 1134-nucleotide messenger RNA. It is a transcript of the gene SmB, whose product is annotated as small nuclear ribonucleoprotein-associated protein B. Gene Ontology annotation, biological process: mRNA splicing, via spliceosome. The transcript has 3 exons. Gene Ontology annotation, molecular function: RNA binding. NCBI's taxonomy places the organism in Eukaryota, Metazoa, Arthropoda, Insecta, Hymenoptera, Braconidae. Bases 128 to 781 code for a protein of 217 amino acids. Gene Ontology annotation, cellular component: cytoplasm; U4/U6 x U5 tri-snRNP complex; U5 snRNP. The record is from RefSeq and is a predicted model, not a curated record.